AUGUCGAAACAAACUGAUCACAAGUUCACUCGUAACCAUUUGCAGCAAUCGUCGUUGUCGCGAUUAAUGGUAUUUUUUUCGCUAUCGCUAUACGCAGAAGAUGUCAGCAUAUUAAGAAAAGUGUUCAUAUUCCCCAGCCUCUGGAACUAACAACCAUGGAUCAAUUCUUCAACGACAUGGAAAAGGAGAAACCAAUCCGAUUCACCUCUCUCCAGCUAAAGGUCGCCACCGAUAAUUUCUCCACUUUGUUGGGUUCAGGGGGUUUUGGAGCUGUAUACAAGGGUGUUUUCAACGAUGAAACCAUGGUAGCUGUCAAGGUUCUCCAUGGAACUUCGGAUAAAAGAAUCGAGCAACAAUUCAUGGCGGAAAUGGGCACAAUCGGCAGAGUUCAUCAUUUUAACCUAGUUCGACUCUAUGGUUUCUGCUUUGACAAGAACCUGAGGGCCUUAGUUUAUGAAUACCUCCCAUAUGGUUCACUUGACAGGUUUUUGUUUACCCAAGAAAAGAAAUUAGGAUUCGAGAAACUCCAUGAAAUUGCAGUGGGAACAGCGAAAGGGAUUGCUUACUUACAUGAAGAAUGUCAACAACGAAUCAUUCACUACGACAUAAAGCCUGGAAACAUUCUCUUAGAUUCAAAAUUCUGCCCCAAAGUUGCUGAUUUUGGUUUGGCCAAGCUCAUCAACAGGGAAAACACUCAUAUACCCAUGACCGGAGGUCGAGGAACUCCAGGAUAUGCAGCACCGGAGCUUUGGAUGCCAUUUUCAAUAACCUAUAAGUGUGAUGUUUAUAGCUUUGGGAUGCUAUUAUUUGAGAUAAUCGGCCGGCGAAGGAACCUUAACGUCGAAGUCCCGGAGAGCCAAGAGUGGUUCCCGAGAUGGGUGUGGAUGAACAUUGAGAAGAAUGGCGACAUCGGAGAGUUAAUAGGCACAUGCGAGAUCGAUGAGGGAAGUAGAGAGACUGUGGAGAAAAUGGUGAAGACGGCUUUAUGGUGCGUUCAGUAUAGACCUGAACGGAGGCCAUUGAUGAGCAUGGUGGUUAAAAUGUUAGAUGGAGCAGCCGAAAUUCCUCAACCUUCAAAUCCGUUCGAGCAUUUGCUGGAUCACAAUUCCACCAUUGUUGCUGCAGGUGUUUCGAGUUCAACAUGGACGGACGAUUCAGAGCCUUCUUCUUCGGUGGUAACAGAUCAGUCCAAGUGGUUUGGACUUCUACUUAGGUUUGUUAACUCUGAAUUGGUUUUUUAAUUUAAGCACAAAUAAUUUAAAAUUUAUAACAA
Molecule: messenger RNA, 1273 nt
Organism: Gossypium arboreum
Lineage: Eukaryota; Viridiplantae; Streptophyta; Magnoliopsida; Malvales; Malvaceae
Product: G-type lectin S-receptor-like serine/threonine-protein kinase At2g19130
Exons: 1
Coding region: 156-1241 (361 amino acids)
Biological process (GO): protein phosphorylation
Molecular function (GO): protein kinase activity; ATP binding
Source: RefSeq, a predicted model, not a curated record